AUGUGGAUAGUGUGGAACCCGUCUAGACUUUUGUUCUCCUUCGGUUUCGAGAAUAUGCUACGAAAAUCAGCCGGACUAUCGGCAGCUGCGGAAGAUAUUCAACAAGCUGUUUCGCCGACAAGGUUCGAAUACGACAACAUCUUUGACUGGACGAUUCGGCCAGGGCUGGAGACUAACACCCAAGAACCGCUCGCGUCAGAUGAUACGUUAGCCAUCACUACGACGCGCCUCAGACAACGUCAUGGCUGGAGAGCCAUCGCUUGGUACGAUGCAUAUCCGAAACCUCGCAACGACACGCCUGCUGUUGUGACACGAAAUGAAGUGCUCGACUGGCUAAAAAAUGGUCAAAAGCCUGGGGUCGACUUUUUGCUGAUUGACUGGCGUCGCACCGAUCCACGAAGUAAGUCUUUCCCCGCUGUUCUCCUGCAAAUGCUCACCGUUCUCGAAAGCGAAUGCGAAAUCGAAAUGGUCCACCCAUUGUUCCGAAGACGCGAAAAGAAUCCCACUAAACGCACUGGGCAUUUUGCAGAGAUGCGCGAUAAGAAUCCCGCCAGACGCACCGGGGACCUUUCAGAUCUACCCUUCCGAUCCAUCCGGAGCUACAAACCUACGCUGAAAGCAGCUGCCAGCCACUAUACGGGCGAAACUCUGAAAUCAUAUACACCAUCGAUUCGCAAUCGAGAGCCCCAGGUACAAGAGCAACAAGAGGUGACCCUCGGCUUAGAUCGGGGAACUCCGAAUACUCCGACGCCGGCGUCAAGAUCUGUGUCAAAUCGACCAUGGCUGACGGUGGACGUGAUCCCCGAAGCGCAGGGUAAAAUUUCCCUACCUUACGCACGAAAUGGCUGA
Exophiala oligosperma is the source of this 849-nucleotide messenger RNA. RefSeq lists its product as uncharacterized. NCBI's taxonomy places the organism in Eukaryota, Fungi, Ascomycota, Eurotiomycetes, Chaetothyriales, Herpotrichiellaceae. The transcript is spliced from 2 exons. The coding region runs from base 1 to 849 and encodes 282 amino acids. The record is from RefSeq and is a predicted model, not a curated record.